Messenger RNA from Prunus dulcis (almond), 639 nucleotides. RefSeq names its product WAT1-related protein At4g30420-like. The transcript has 4 exons. Bases 1 to 639 code for a protein of 212 amino acids. Lineage: Eukaryota; Viridiplantae; Streptophyta; Magnoliopsida; Rosales; Rosaceae. Gene Ontology annotation, molecular function: transmembrane transporter activity. Gene Ontology annotation, cellular component: plasma membrane. The record is from RefSeq and is a predicted model, not a curated record.
AUGGCCUUGCCUUCCGACCGACAUAUAGUUCUAUGUACCAUUCUAAGAUUCGAGAAAGUUAAUCUGAGAAGCGUGAGAAGUAAUGCCAAGAUAGUUGGGACAAUCAUCUGUGUUGGGGGAGCCAUUUACAUGACAUUUAUCAAAGGCACAAAGUUAUUGAACACACAGUUUUAUGGUCAACCCUCAAAAUCUCUCUUUGACACGGCGGGUGAGAAUUUGAAGCUGGGUUGUCUAUUUCUAUUUUUAUACAGUGUUUUUGCGUCAACUUGGGUGAUUCUGCAGGGAUUUUAUGCUGCUGUGUCCUUUUUCAUACAAACCUGGUGUAUAUCAGAAAAAGGUCCACUCUACGUUGCGAUGUUCAGCCCCCUAUGUACAGUUAUUACGACCAUUGUAGCUGGUCUGUUUCUACAUGAAGAAUUAUAUUUGGGAAGCUUGGUGGGUGCUAUUGCUGUGAUCAUUGGCUUAUAUGUUGUGAUAUGGGGCAAAGCCAAAGACCCCCAAAAGAUGAAACAAGAGGUAGAUUCGGAGCAGCCUUCUGAUCAGCCGAAAAUGAUAGAAGUCUGCAUUGAUGACUCUUCAGAGAAGACGAGCUGUAAAAUUGAUCUGGAAGAACCACUUCUGCCACAGAAAUUACCUUAA